Messenger RNA from Aspergillus pseudotamarii, 2724 nucleotides. Its product is annotated as dicer dimerization domain-containing protein. The transcript is spliced from 2 exons. The coding region runs from base 1 to 2724 and encodes 907 amino acids. The record is from RefSeq and is a predicted model, not a curated record. Gene Ontology annotation, biological process: siRNA processing. NCBI's taxonomy places the organism in Eukaryota, Fungi, Ascomycota, Eurotiomycetes, Eurotiales, Aspergillaceae. Gene Ontology annotation, molecular function: ribonuclease III activity; RNA binding. Gene Ontology annotation, cellular component: RISC complex; nucleus; cytoplasm.
AUGGAAACGCUCGAGAAGUUUCAGGAUGGAUUGAUAGACCUGAUCAUAACGACCGACGCCCUAGAGGAAGGAAUAGAUAUACCAGCAUGCAACACAGUCCUGAACUUCAACUGUCCCUUGAAUUUAAAGUCAUUCAUUCAGCGACGUGGGCGUGCACGAAGACAGCAGUCCAAAUUCAUCAUUAUUCUUCAAGAUGGAGAGGACUUAAAUGAUGUGAAAUCCGUACAGCGUUUGGAAAGUGAGCUGUUGAGAAAGCUUCAGGAUGAGGAAAGGACAGUACUGCCAGAUGACUUGAAAAACGACGAACAGCUAAGAGACUCAUUGACUUUCAGUACUUCCACAGGGGCUCAAAUGACCAUGGGAAAUGCCAUUAGCCACCUGUAUAGGUUCUGCUCAGAGCUACCAGCCCAGCCAUAUGUGAGUAAUAAACCUGUAUUCAACUGCGAGAUGGAUGGGUGCAGCCAGGUACAGGCAAUUGUCCGGCUGCCGAGCAAUCUUGACCCAUCCCUUCACACCUUCAAUAGUCUCAAAAAAUGGGCUAGGAAAAGGUGGGCAAAGGAGGAUGCAGCCCUCCAAGCAUACAAGGCCUUGUACCAUGCCGGACUCGUCAAUGAUUAUCUUCUCCCCUUGCGGCUGUCGGACAUUCUUGAAAAAGAUCUGUUACCAAGGUCGCACUACUUGAUCCCUGAGCAGCUAGAUCCUUGGCAUGAUGUUGCUUUGCUCUGGUCUGGUGGACGGGAGCUAUUUUGCCACGAACUUCACAUUGUCCGACCACAGAAAGAGGACAUCAAGCUCUUUAUGAUUCUCUCAGUUCCACUGAGGACAGAAGUUCGUAUUCAAUUGUUUCUGGAUUCCGACACGGAGCAUACAGCAGUUGUCAGUUCGGCUAGAGCAAUAACCACGGACAUCUCAAUAUGUCAACAGGCGACACAUUUAAUUCUACAGUCCGUAUAUGGAGGCCACGAAGAUCAAACAAGCAUCGACUACGUUCAUAUCCUUGUCCCAGAUAGGGAUCCCGUUGCGAUUUCUGGAUUUCUUGAGAGUCAUUCCGGAAGGACAAGCCUCGCCGCCUGGUUUCCGACACGCCGAGCUCGGCCCGGUUCGCUUGGGCUCAUGCGCCAUGUCACAAAGGCCUGUCGCCCACUGCUUGUUGAAGAGCUGAAGGAAUUCGAGGACGAGGGCCCUCAUAGCAAUGAUGCCAGCCUAGCAAUCAGAGGCAAGAUACACCCCUUAACCAGACGCCGGAACUUCCUCCAUAAGCCAGCGCUGGUAACAGCUACACCGAUAGAGAAGCGGCAAUCGCCCCUUGUCGUCGAACAGAAACUGGGCGAGCUGGCUGUUGAAGAUUAUUUGGUCGAUCGGCUUCCGUCAGUCUAUGCUGAAGCUGCCGUGUUAGCUCCCAGCAUAAUCCAUAAGAUUGGAGUAUAUCUGAUCGCGGAAAAGUUAAAGGACAGAAUGUUUUCAAAUGCCCAAGCAGCCCCUUUUGAACGAAUGGACUUGCUAUCCAUUGCUAUCAACCCAACCGAUAUAGUGCAUCGGUCCGAGUUUCGCUCUAUGGCGUUUAUCGGGGAUACAAUCGCAAAGUUUCUCAUAACGAGACAGCUCUUUCUGCAUCAUACGCUAUGGCACGAGGGCCUUUUGACAAGCAGCAAGAAUUCCAUUGUGUCUGAUGCAGGGCUUGCAGCGGCUGUAUGCCAUUCUGGGUUUGGGCACUAUCUCAUGACUACACGGUUUAACGGAAAACGAUGGCGGCCGGCUUUCGUGUCAACAACAUUGUCAAACGGCAGUCGAACCAGGCAGAGACAUGUUGGUGCCGCUACUGUUGCUGAUAUGGCCAAGGCCUUGGUAGGCGCUGCCUUCCUAGACAACGGCCUGGAUCAAGCUGUCAUAUGUAUAGCAGCAAUGAUCCCUAAGAUCAAGAUUUGGACCACAGGAUCUCUUCAUGAUGGCACAUAUUCCAAAUCUCGGCCACCCAAAGCACUGGGGGCAACAACGAUCGUAGAUUUGGAAGACCUGCUUGCAUACACCUUUUCUGAUAAGAGUCUGGCAAUAGAAUCAAUGACACACGCUUCCUGUGUCGGACUCUACGGUACAACAUCCUAUCGGCGUCUGUCGUUUCUUGGGGCUGCGGUCAUCGAUUUAGUAGUUGUCACAUAUUUACAUCGACACAAUAGAUGGAUGAGCUCUAAAAGACUGCAAUCUUUGAAAUCGGCUGUGACCAACAAUAUGUAUCUCGCCUUUGUCUGUCUCACAUUUUAUCGGGAGAAGGAACAGGAUACUAUCGAGGUUGAUAGUAAGGGCAUCCCGGGUGUCAUCCGGAGUAGUCACCGAGUGGCUCUGUAUAAUUUUAUACGCUCACAAAGCGACACACUCUCUGCCAAGCUAUCCGGCCUUACGAAAAGUUUUACCAGUCACCUACACAUCGUCAAGGGGGACCUGUGGGAAAAACGAGUAUACCCCUGGGCACACCUCAGUGUCUUUCGAGAUCUCAAAGUACUCUCUGACAUUGUCCAAAGUGUUUUUGGUGCGAUAUAUGUCGACUCUUUCGCGAACCUGCAGGAAUGUGAGGCUCUCGCUGAGAAACUAGGAAUUCUGCCACUUCUUGAGCAUUUCAUAGCGCACGAUGUGGCGACCGACCAUCCCAAAGGCCCGCCUGCUACACAAGCUCAGAAUUCUCGGCAGAAUAGACAAGAAGGUAAAGCAGCGAGUGCUGACCAAGUAUAG